Candidozyma duobushaemuli is the source of this 1338-nucleotide messenger RNA. RefSeq names its product Ssu1p (gene SSU1). The coding region runs from base 1 to 1338 and encodes 445 amino acids. Gene Ontology annotation, molecular function: sulfite transmembrane transporter activity. Gene Ontology annotation, biological process: transmembrane transport; sulfite transmembrane transport. Gene Ontology annotation, cellular component: plasma membrane. The record is from RefSeq and is a predicted model, not a curated record. The transcript has a single exon. NCBI's taxonomy places the organism in Eukaryota, Fungi, Ascomycota, Pichiomycetes, Serinales, Metschnikowiaceae.
AUGGAAGCGUCGUCUUCCGAAUCCACCUAUACGGAAGCCCGUCCACCGCAACCUGAAACCAACAAACUUCGACACUUUUGCAAAAACGCCAAAACCUUCCUUGUGGACGAGUUCCACCCAGUGUUUUUCGCCCCCGUUAUGGGCACCUCCAUUUCAGCAAACAUCUUGUACUCCUUUGCCUUCCCAGCAAGAUGGCUCCAGAUCUGUGCCUAUAUCAUGGGGACUAUUGCUUUGAUCAUUUUCAUUUUUGCUUGCAUUCUGUUUAUCUGGGCCCUUCUUCAAAGAAAAGGCUUAUGGAACCGUCUUCACAGAGAUCCCAAGGUGGCGCCUUUCGUGGGUGUCAUGGUGAUGGGUUACACAGCCUUGAUGAUGUUCCUACACUCUAUAACCAGAGAAUCGUGGGCCUGGGGUCUCUGGGUGCUCUGGUGGAUCGCCGGAGCGCUUUCCGUUUAUUCCGCUUUUGUCACGGUGUUUCUUUCGCUUUUGGCCAAACACAGAAACUUGAAAGACCUGGUCGACUACAGGGACAUUUCUUUCACAUACCUUUUGCCCGUGGUGACGCUUACAGUGGCGGCUCUGAUGGGCGGAAACAUUGCUGAGGAUUUGUCCAGCACCCAGGCCAAAAUCAUCACGGCGGUGGUUUCUUUUCUCAUGUGGGCCAUUGCCGUUUUCUCUGCAUCCAUCAUCACCACAGUGGUGUAUUGGCGUCUUUUCACACACAAGAUUCCUGGCACAGCAGCGGUGUUUACUUUAUUUCUUCCCAUUGGUUUCCUUGGUCAGGGCGCCUACGGUAUUCUUAUUUUCGGCAAGAACUGCGUCAACUUGAUCAUGGAGAACCACGAGCUGGUGCUUCUGCUGCCAUACACCACAUUUAUCCACGAAAGCGCCCAAAAAAUGGAAAAUGUCGGCAACGUCGCCACGAUGCUAUCUGUCUCCAUCAUGGUCUGCACCACCGCCGCUGCCAUGUUCCUUAUCGCUUUUGGCUACUUUGCAACCUUUGUCGCUGUGGCAUCCACACUUUCGAAAACCCGGCCUUUCGCCAAAAAACCAAAUCUUGAAUGCGUCCGUGACAGCAAGUCGCCCGCCAUGCGGUACUUUGACGGGUUGCUCCGUUUUAACCGUGGUUUCUGGUCCAUGACUUUCCCUUUGGGCACUAUGGCCCAGGCUAACGUAGAGCUUUGGCGAUUGUUUAAUGGUCUCAAGGCGUUCCGCUACAUUUCGGCAAUCUACUCCGUGACGCUUCUCGGCAUCACCAUUGGGUGUCUUUUUGGCAUUUGCGUGCGGGCGAUCCAGAUGGUGAUGGCUUCGGCGAAAACCAACUCCAAAGAGUCUGUAUAA